CUUCAGCCCCGUUGGUAAGGCACACCCUCAAGGGGCUGCGGCGGCUCUCAGAACAUUUAUGACGCAGGAAAGAUAGGAUGGCGGAGUUCGGCGCACACAUAACCAUCACGGCGAGGGACCGGCCGUCAAUAUUCGAUGUAGUGGCGCAGGACAGUCUGAUGGCCACCCUCAACCCAGCCGUGAAGCACGUUCUCAAGGUCUUAGCUGAGAGUAACCCAGAAAGACGUGGUUGGUGUCUUCGGUACAGUAAUGAAAUAUUUAUGAUAUUCAAUCUCGUUAUACAACACCACUACCUUUCAAACUAUGGUUCAUCUUUUGCUGAAAACUUUUAUGAUCUAAAAAGAGUUGAGGUGACUUCAAAGAAGAAUAAGAAUCCCCUCACACUAUCAAAGGAAGGCUACAUGAAGUCAUUGUUUGCCCUUGUGGCCUUUCCAUUUAUCCAUACAUUGCUGGAUCAAACAUACCAGGAGCUCAGAGAACAUGAAGACAGUGACACAUCAAAUAAUCAGGGUUGGAAAGCAAGAAUUCGGAAGUUAUUUUCAAAGUCUUGGCCUGUAGUACAUCUGUCAUGGGAGCUGCUCACAGUAAUUUUCUAUGUCAGAUAUGUGAUUGGGAGAAAUAAGUUUCAUAACCCUCUUUUGUACAUCUGUGGCAUUCAUCUUGCAACUCUCAGCAAAGACGACUAUGAGAUUAUUGAUGCAAGAGGAGAACAACUUCUUUCUUUCAAGAGAGUGAGGAGUUUGCAAGAGUUCAGUCAGUGGGCAAUGGAGCGCCUCGGGUCAACCUUGAUGAAUUCCCUUGAAGUUGGAGCCUUUUUCCUUCAGUUCCUAGAAUGGUUCUACACAAGCAAUGUCACUCCAAGGUCCAUUCUGGUACAGCCUAUCCCACAACCACCACAGGUGACAGGGAUGAAAGUCAGUGGCUUGAACUCUACAGACUGUCCUAUAUGCUUCAAGAAAAGAAAGCAAGAGACAGCAUUAUCUGUGUCAGGGUAUGUGUUCUGUUAUAGCUGCAUCCUGCAACACUUGAGGAAGGAGCAAAAGUGUCCAGUGACGGGCUACCCAGCCUCCCCAGCUCAACUCAUUAGGAUAUAUCAGGCAAUGUGAUUUUAUAGAUUAUUGUUAAAAUAUCAUUAAUGAAGAAAAUCAUAGAAUAUUGCAGUCUAAUGUAAAGGUGCCCAUACACUAUCAAUCAUGAUUGAGUUAUUUCCAUCGUGUGUGGGCAUGAUUGAAGUAUUGGCAAAUGAUUGAGCAAAAUCUGACAGUGUUGGAUUUUUCAACUCCAUCUUGAUUGAUAGUGUAUGGUGAAGAUUGAACAAUAAUCUUCAGCUGCCUGUCACCAUCAGCAGCCAUAGUGAGUGCACAGGAGAGCCAGGAAGUGUUGAUGCGAGUUUAUUGAACUAUAUAGAAGUAUGCCUGCACUUUGGAAGGUGAAAAGUGAUGAAUAUAAGAAAAAUGACACAUGGAAGGGAACAGUUAUGGAAUAUUAAUAAAAAAAAAUAAAGGAAAUAGCUAUUUCUAAUUAUAUCAAUACGUUUUUGUGAGUGAAGAUGUUUCUUUUCCUACACCAUAGCCUUUCCUACACCAUAACCUUUCUGUUGUUCCUAGCCCUUGAACACAAGGAUGAUGACAAUGCAAGCAUCCAUCUUAUUCAUGUUUUCUUGAUGAGUCUCUGACGACAACUUAGAACUGCAUAAUCUCAGUAUUAAUGUGUGCCCUAAAGCAAUGAUUGUGCAGUCAUGAUUGAUAGUGUAUGGCCAGUUUAACAAGCACUCAUCAUAUGAAGAUGUAAAAUAUUAGCUUUAAAUUGUAUGUGAAUUAGCAUUUGGAUCUAUCUACUUUCAUGACCAUUUUCCUCUUUGUUCUGAGUAUGAUCAUUCCUGUCCUGGUUUCUAAUAUAUACAGAGGUGGAACUUCUUGACAAGUUACAGUUCAAUAUGUUGGAUGUGGCAUGUAGGGGAGAUAUUAUGGUUUAUGUGAGUCAGCUGUUCAUUACAUAUAGAAAAAAAAAAUAUUUAUGUAUUCUCUAGUGAAUACUCUAUUUUCAAAGAAUUAAGGUGGUAUCUGUUGUUCAUCUGCCAGCCAUAGUUAAUAUUAUAGAGAAGGCACACAACAUACAGAUAGAAGAAUCAAUCUAUAGUCGUGGUGCCCUGAGGUGUGCAUUAUUGUGCUAUGGUAGCCUGGCGUCUCAGCAUGUGUGCAUGUGCAUUGGAAAUGGCUGUCAGUAUUUAUAAUAUGCAGGCAGUAAUGACACAUAUUAUCAAUACAUCAUCAUCAUCAUUUCAUCGACACCUGCUCCUAGGAGCUCCCACCAGGGGAUGGCCACGGCAGAAGAGCUUCCAACUCUCUCUAUCCAGACACUCCCUCGUUGCCUGCUCGAAGUUUCUCAAAGAUCUUUCCCCCUCUCCCUAAAGUACUCUUGCACCCUAUCCCUCCAUUUCACUGGAGGUCGUCCUCCAGCAUUCCCUCCCUCUAUCUCACUCACAUACACCCUUCUGGUCAUCUUACUCUCCUCCAUUCGUUCCAUGUGGCCAAACCACUUUAAAGUCUGUCGCUUCACUUCUUCCCUUCACCCCUGUGACAUAUUCCAAAAUGCUCGUACACUCUUCCAUUACAUUAUUACAUAUACAUAUACAUAUUCAUAUUAUCAAUAAUAGUUGAUUAUUGUUUCAGAUUAUUGAUAAUUAAUAUUGCAGACAGCUGCUUUGUUAAACUUCUCUGUGGAGGCCAGCUUCCUCUCACCAUGAAAAAAGCAAAUGAUACUUUUGCUAAUAGUGCUGACUGCCAGUAGUAGUAGUGAUGACACUGACCUUUAGCAUACACUACAAAUGGUGGUAGUGACAGUGGUACGGUAAUGGUAGUUACAGUGGCCAUGAUGCUGUAAGAGAUGGCCGUGCCUGUAGGUGGCGUAGCUACACGAGGUCAUGACACUGGUGGUGUGAGUGCAGGCAUUCAUCAUCUGGAUACGAGUAAUGACUGCUGCAAAUAUCCUCUUUUCAGUCCAGUUCCUUUUAUGAUUGAUGGUGAGAUUUGGUGACUGCAGUUAAUAUGUAUUAAAACUAGACCCACAAAUUGCA
Eriocheir sinensis (Chinese mitten crab) is the source of this 3076-nucleotide messenger RNA. It is a transcript of the gene Pex12, whose product is annotated as peroxisome assembly protein 12-like. Gene Ontology annotation, biological process: protein import into peroxisome matrix; protein monoubiquitination. Bases 78 to 1106 code for a protein of 342 amino acids. Gene Ontology annotation, molecular function: ubiquitin-protein transferase activity; zinc ion binding; protein binding. The transcript has 8 exons. Lineage: Eukaryota; Metazoa; Arthropoda; Malacostraca; Decapoda; Varunidae. The record is from RefSeq and is a predicted model, not a curated record. Gene Ontology annotation, cellular component: peroxisomal importomer complex; peroxisomal membrane.